Molecule: messenger RNA, 3003 nt
Organism: Pantherophis guttatus
Lineage: Eukaryota; Metazoa; Chordata; Lepidosauria; Squamata; Colubridae
Source: RefSeq, a predicted model, not a curated record
AUGAACGAGCCUCGCGGCUGUUGCCCUGGAUCGUACGGGCCGGCUAGGCCGGAAAGCAGCGAGGUUGACUUGUCAAAGGAUCUUACUCAUUGGAACAGUCUAAAACCAGAAGAAAAAUACUUUAUUUCGCAUAUCCUAGCUUUUUUUGCUGCCAGUGAUGGAAUUGUCAAUGAAAACUUGGUAGAACGUUUUAGCCAAGAAGUGCAGAUCCCAGAAGCUCGCUGUUUCUAUGGCUUCCAAAUAUCAAUAGAAAAUGUUCAUUCUGAGAUGUACAGUUUGUUAAUAGACACUUACAUCAAAGACCCCGAGAAAAGGGACUUUUUAUUUAAUGCUAUUGAAACAAUGCCAUGUGUCAGGAAGAAAGCAGAUUGGGCGAUGAGGUGGAUAACAGACAGAGAAGCCACUUUUGGUGAAAGAGUGGUUGCGUUUGCUGCUGUCGAAGGCAUCUUCUUUUCUGGUGCUUUUGCAGCCAUAUUUUGGCUCAAGAAGAGAGGGUUAAUGCCAGGCCUUACUUUCUCCAACGAACUUAUUAGCAGAGAUGAAGGGCUCCACUGUGACUUUGCUUGCCUGAUUUUUCAGCAUUUAGUGAAUAAACCUUUGGAGGGAAGGGUGAAAGAGAUCAUUGUCAAUGCGGUUGAAAUUGAAAAGGAGUUUUUGACAGAGGCCUUACCUGUGGGAUUGAUUGGCAUGAAUUGUACUCUGAUGAAACAGUAUAUUGAAUUUGUGGCUGAUAGGCUGCUGCUGGAACUGGGUUUCCCUAAGGUCUUUGAAGCAGAAAACCCUUUUGACUUCAUGGAGAACAUUUCCCUGGAAGGAAAAACCAAUUUCUUUGAGAGGAGGGUUUCAGAAUAUCAACAUUUUGCAGUUAUGUCCCAAGCAAAUAAUAAGGUAUUUACUUUAGAUGCUGAUUUUUGAUGCUGCCUACUUGGAAGAUCGACAAAGCCAAACUACACAUUCACCCUCAAUGACGACAAGAAACUUCUUAUAAUCCAAGUAGGGGAUUCUUAGAAUAUUUUAUUAACUAUUAAAUAGUUGACAGAAAAGUUUCUACAAAUAGGUUACAAGUCAUGUGCAUAUAUACACUCUUAACAACAAGUAACAACAAGUAACAUCAUGCAGCUUUUCUAAAACUAUAUUGUGAUAUUUAGGUCAAAGUUCAACUGCUGAUCCUUUUAAUAACAUCCAAUCCCAUCAUUAGAGUGGAAAGCUUUUAUGAAGAUGAGAAUGAUCACACUAUAAAACAUUCCUUCCUACCUCAGUUCUUGAACUGAACUGAGAUGAAAGACAUACUCCUUUGUCUUAAAGGAAUGUUCCAGGAUAAAGUCUUGGAUAGGAGACCAUCAGAGAAAGUUAAGAUUGCUUACUAGAUUCGAAAAACAUUUUAGGCAAUGGAGAACCACCUCUGCGUUGUUUCAAGGACGACAAUAUGGACCUGGCCACAUAAUUGGCAGGUGUCGAAACUGACUCGGUGGAGUCUUUGUUUUUAUGUACUUGGGAAAAUGAAGAAGACGACACAAGCACUUUAUAAUCUUUUAUCAUUCAUUUUGGUUAGUCAAAUUAGCACAAUGUCUGAAGUAAUGUGUUUGGGAAGGAUUUUUCAUUUGGCCUCAAAACUUAAUUUUGGCUGUAAACUUGAUUGCAGCAACCCACAUAACAUAGAACUUGAUCACCUUACAUAAAGGUUUGGUUUAUUCAGCAUGAUGAACCAAGAUAGCUUGUCCUUGUUAUGCAAACGUAGCUAUUUUCUCAACAAAUCAGUGCUUAAUGUAAUGUGUGAACAGUAACUGUGUUUAUGUGACAUACUGAUCCAAAAAAUAUUCAGGGCUUAUUGCCUGAACCCAGAAUUUAUUAUUAGUUUUUGUUAUGCAAAUUUAGAAAAUUGGGGUAAUUUAAUAAUCUUUGCAUAAUGAUAUCAUAUGAAUUUAGCUGUGAUGUAUGUUGUGGGAUAUGAUUUAAGCUACCUUAUUUAGAAUGUGAACAAUGAAGAACAGAUAAGUUGGCUAUAAAAGUAUUUUAAAAAGAGAAAAACAAUAUAGAGGUAAUUGACAAAACCAAAGCUUCCUUUGUGAAAUGUCACAGCUAAUGUUUAUUAAAUUAAUGUUUGGAAAACCAGUUUUGUCAAGCUUUCUCUAUGAGCAUCCAGUAAAGAGGGCUGAGUAAGGCAGAGGCAGAGAUAAUUUAACAAUGUUCAUGAUAUCAUUGUUUUUUCUUCUGGAAGGUUGCACUAGUAACUUCCAGAUAUCUUGGACUUCAACCCCCAUAAUCUUUGGGUUAUGAAACAGUUUUAUUCAUAACUAGUCCAGUCCAAAUAGAAGCACAAUUUAAGGAUGAAAUAUAUCACAGGGAUGAAAUAAAUCACCCCCUUAUAUUGUCAGGAUUGAUCAGGGUUUGACACAUUGUGCUAAGCCAUUGUAAGGUUUGUGAUGUGUAAUCAGAUUGUGGGUUACAGAUUAGAAGUCUAGUGUCUUAUUUGAGCCCACCAUAGCUUUGAAGCUGGAAUACUUGCAAAAAUUGCUUUUUCAGGAACUGUAAUAUGAAAAAAAAAUAAUAGAAAGUCUGGCUGAUGAACUCAGCAAGUUUUACAUUAGAGUAAAUAUGUCUAUAAUUGUAUUAUCAGGGUAAAUCCUGAAAGAUUUGAAGUUUAUAAAGCUUUCUCUGUUUUGGUGCGUGCAAAUUUGGUCUUGGAUUCAGCCUUAGUUAAGGAAACAGACCUUCUGAUCCACUUCAGGGAAGUAAAUGAGAUAUUUUGUUAGAUGUAUUUUAAAGCUUUUUCAAAUAUUCCUGUUUCAUGUAUAAGACUCUGAUUUAGUCAUUUUAUUAAUGACAUAAAACUUGCAUUAAGUCUUGUAACCUCUUUUUAUUAAGUUUAUUUUUUUCCACUAGUAAAAUGUCAUUAAAGGCAUGACAUUAGAAUGGACAAUGUAAAGAAUGCUUCUUAAUUUGUCACUCAUACGUCUUGGAAAAAAAAUACAAAAUGAUUUAAAUAAAAAUUGUGAGAACAAA